Messenger RNA from Schistosoma margrebowiei, 718 nucleotides. NCBI's taxonomy places the organism in Eukaryota, Metazoa, Platyhelminthes, Trematoda, Strigeidida, Schistosomatidae. The record is from the annotation of a GenBank genome assembly.
GCAGUACCCCGCCAUGCUCAAGUGUUUGCGUUUCUCCUUGUUCCCUUGUUUUUAAGUUGUUAUAAAUCAAGUAAUAUACCUCUGGAAAUGGGUGAUCGAUACAAUAUUCAUACCCAGUUAGAACAUUUGCAAUCGAAAUAUGUUGGUACAGGUCAUGCUGAUACCACUAAGUGGGAAUGGCUAACAAACCAGCAUAGAGAUAGUUGUGCAUCCUAUCUGGGUCACUUCGACACACUUAACUUGUUUGCUAUAUGCGAAAAUGAGUGCAAGGCGAGAGUUCGAUUUAACCUUCUCGAGAAAAUGCUUCAGCCAUGUGGCCCUCCUCCAGAACGUCCUGAGGCAUAGUUUAAUUUUUAAUUCAAAUACUCCAUAGUGUAUUCCAUCAAAUUACAACCUCUAACACUUGGUUUUGCCUGAUAAAACCUAAAUAUACGAAAAACACGAUCAGAGUUGUUUUGUGUAGUGUGUUGGGUCGCUCAUCUAAAUAUCACGGUUCCAAUCCUCUUAUUAGAGGUUAAUCUGCCGAAAUUUGACUCAGGAGAAGCGUCAUUCCCUGUGUAUUUUCGUAUAUGCUGUACCAAUUCCACUUUUAAUCAUCCCAAUAGUUUCAAUACUAAUACGUAAACUCAAUGUCGUUAAUAGUUUGUGAUAUUAUUUGGAGCUUGCAAGAUAGAUUCAGCCAACAAUUUUAUAUAGAUUAGUAAUGUAGCUCAACUGC